Messenger RNA from Macrosteles quadrilineatus (aster leafhopper), 3995 nucleotides. Its product is annotated as vacuolar protein sorting-associated protein 37C-like. Lineage: Eukaryota; Metazoa; Arthropoda; Insecta; Hemiptera; Cicadellidae. The record is from RefSeq and is a predicted model, not a curated record. Bases 159 to 842 code for a protein of 227 amino acids. Gene Ontology annotation, cellular component: ESCRT I complex. Gene Ontology annotation, biological process: protein targeting to membrane; ubiquitin-dependent protein catabolic process via the multivesicular body sorting pathway; protein targeting to vacuole. The transcript has 4 exons.
UUCUGUUUUCGUUUUCGUUCGUAGACACGACACCCAACUGUCACUGCACUGUCAUAAUAUUUCGAGGUUAAUUUUAGGAUAACAUUUUAUUUGUGCCCAUAAAUAGAUUCUUUUUAACUUUUAUUGUGCGUGCUAGAAAGUUUAAAUUCAUAUUUAAAAUGUCCUUCGGAAGUGACUGGAAUAAAAUGUAUCAAGAAAACAAACAUCCAAAACCAAACUUCUCAUCUGCUUUUGGGUUAUUAUCUCAUCUCGAUGUUGAUGAAUUAAGAGCUUAUUUGAAUGACGAAGACAAGUUUGAAAGUAUGGUAAAGGAUGUUAAAGAGUUUAAGGAAAUAGAAACUGAAAAAGAAAUGGUAUUGGCAAGCAAUCGCUCCUUGGCUGAGUUUAACCUGUCAAAAGAGCCGCAUCUGAAAAAGACAAAGCAAGAAAUUCAACAGCUUAGUGAGGAGGGAGAGCAGCUGUUCAACAGAAUAGAAGCUAAAUCUAAAGAGCUUUCUCAAAAAGGAUCAAACCAAAGCCUAGAAACAACUUUGGCACUUUUACAAACUGCCGCUUCUGAAAUGGAAGAGGAAUCUGAGGCAUUAGCCUCAAAGCUUCUGGACGGCACCCUAUUUGUUGAAGGAUUUCUAGAACAGUUUUCUACUCAUCGCAAGUUGAUGCAUUUGAGAAGAGUGAAAGCAGAUAAGAUGACAGAAAUGGUCGGCAAGAGAUCAUCUGUAUCGUCGGCACUUCACAGUUCAGGAUCCAAUUUCUACUCCCCACCACCAGCAUUGGCAGCUUACCCCAUGGUGCCAAUCAUGCCUAUGCCCUCUAUGUAUACUACACCUAACCAUUUCGGUUGAAAAAUAAUUAAUAUGUAUAGCGAAAAAAUUAAACUAACUUUUAUUUUUACGGAUUUUUUUCGAGCUAUUUUAAUUUUUCAUGUUCAGAAUGGUUAAUUAUUGUAUUUUAGAUAUUGUGAAUAAUAUAUUUGAUACAUAAUAAUAUUUUAACUAAUUUAUAAAACUAUAGAUACAUUUUAUUAUAUUACAAUUUAUUUAUUCAGUUCAAUUACAUUUUCAAGUAAAGAUCAGAAUAGUUAUUGUCCUUUUCUAUGGUUCCAAAAAUAACUAGACUAGAUAUAACCACUAAUCAAAAUCUGGUUAUAAGCACCUCGAUGGUGGGUAUAAAUAAGGAAAACAUAUUGGAGUGUGUGCUUUAAUGGUUGUUCAAAUAUUUAAUUGUAUAUAAACUAUCUAUUGUCUAUUAUUAUCUAUCGAUUAUAAUGUUGUCAAAAAAUUAGCUUAUUUAAAAUAAAAACUCGUUCAAACACGCUAUUAAUUGUUAUUUAUAAUAUAAAGCAACAAAAUAUCUGUCUUAACUAUAGAUGAUGUUAAUCUCAAUGCCACAGUAAAGCUACAUUAAAGGUCUAUAGUACCUCUUCAUUGUCUGUCUAUGAAAGAAACUGUUAAAAUCAAAUACUGUAUUUAUUUAUUCGUAAUAUGUACGUACUAUGAAUGGUAUCAGAUAUUAUUUCUAAGAAAUACCCCCGCCGCAGCAAACAUUCAGUUUAAGCAAAUUUCAAUUUGUCUAUUGGAUUCAUACUAAAAUAUCUCCAUAAAAAGACAUAUUUUAUCUCUUAUCCAUAUAUAAAGCCCAAAGUACCCAUGAACUUUUUAGAAAACUACUAGUCACAUCCCCAUAAACCAUAUACUUAAAAUGUUUGGCAUGACGAGAAACCUUGCGCAAAACUAUCCAUUAUUUCAUAAAUUACCCUUUAAGGUCGUAAUUGCUUUCCAAAGGGAACUUUCGAUACACCUAAUGUUAAAAAUACCUCAGCUGUACUUAUUUGUAUGUUAUUCCAUAGACUAAGCAACACAAGUAGACUCCUCAUCCCAUUGUAAAUUUUGAAGCUUGUUUUUUGUGUCUAGUUCAUGUACGUCCACACUGAUCGCUGGGGUAGACAACAUUUUGUUUCUAUUAUUUUAGGGUUAUUUUCAUGAUUUGUGCUUUACUAUUUGGUUAUAUAAGUAGGAGACCAGUUAUUGUUUAUGAUUAAAUCGUUUUAUUUGGUUAAAUGAGAUUUUAAACGACUGAAAUAACAAGAAACAAAUUGUAAACAAAACAUAACCUCUACAGUUGGACGUACAAAACCAACAAUAAAAUUGGCUUCAGCUGGUCCAUAAGGAUGACAAAUCUACUAAGGGAGUAUGAUUUAUCUAUGGUUAUUCUUUCAAUUUAUUACCUUAUUAAAAUCAGGUGUGAUUAUUAGUUUCUAUUGUAUUCUGCUUUGUUUAUUUCAGCUUAACCUAUUUAAUUAUUUUUGUCUAUGACUUUACCAAUCAAUAGUUUUAUUAAUACAGUACUUAUGAAGUCAAACGGGGUGAAGCCUGUGGGUAACAGCUAGUUUAAAUAACACCAGAUUUUAUGGGUACUUAGGUUUGCUGGUAUGGGGAAGGUAAAAAGAGUUUUUUUUACCAAAUUUUAAUAGUAUAAGGUGUAAUAAACAAAUUUUCCAUAUUUGAUUACUUAAACAAGCAAACUAUAACAGUUUACUUGCUCUCCAUAAGAAUAAAACAGGAAUUUUAAAUUUACAGUUUUUUAAUUUUCUCCAUUACUAAUAACCGUUCAAAAACACUUUAAUAUACUAAAUUAUUUGUUUUUUAAGCUCUUCAUCAUUUUUUAGAAGUAGGGAAAUGUUUUGUUUUGAGGGUCGAAAAUGGGAAAAACCCAUGGUCUGAUUAUGCGGCUUUGCGAACUCAUUCAAGUUUGAAGUCAAGUCAUGAAAAUCGGCUAAAAAUUACUUGAGUUAUCGUAUUCACGGACACACACACACACACACACACACACACACACACACACACACACACACACACACACACACAAACACAUAUAUAUAUAUAUAAACAUAUAUAUACCUCUGGGGACAUAAAAAUGGAAAAGUAAAUCGGUCCCAAACCUAGAUCUUACUGUGCCACCUACGGUAAUAGCUACUUUUCUAUGGGGUAAAUUGGCUGAUAAAAAUAAGUAGAUAAAUUAGCCUUCUAACAAUAUUACAUCUAAAUAAAGCUAACAACGUAAUUUACUUUAUUAAUUUCAAAAUUCAAUAAUUGAGUAACAAGUUUUCUUAAUAAUAAUGUUUUUACAUUUUUCUUGAAUUUGUUAAUCUAUCGAUAAGAGACUAAUAAUUUUUAGCAUGAAAAAUAAUGACACAAACAUUGAUUAAAUAAAGUUCAGUAUUUGACAUGAAGUAGGCAAACUGAUUAAGAAAAUGUAUUGCUUCACAAACACACUCCAUUAUUGAUUACUUUUAAUUUCAUAGUACUAUUCUCAAAUCAUUGAGAAAUUUUAAAUGUGUUGGAUCAUUAUUUGUAAAUUUCAUGUAGGAAGAUCAUUAGUGUGCUGUAAAUGAUCUUGUACAGGUGUUAUGAACUGUAGAGUAGGGUAUUUGUAAAUUUUCAUAAUGAGGUCUAUACAAUAUAAUCUAUUAUGUUACAAAAUCAUAAGUUUAAAUUCAAUUUUUAAAAGAUUCCUUACUUAGAGUACAAUCGUGGUCUUCUGGUGACAACAAAGUCAAAGACGAUGAAACACUAACACUCACCGACAUUUUGGCCUCGAUACAGAGUGCCAUCUUCAAGGCGACUUGACUCCGCAAAGAUGAAAAUCAAGGGUUGUUGAGACUUCAUUUUUCAUCUGUGGGGAGUCAAGUCGCCCUGGGCACUCUGUGUCGAGGCCGAAACGUCGGUGAGCGUUAGUGUUUCACGGUUUUUGACAUGGUUUUUGAUAUAUUACUGUUAAAAAGUUUACAAUUAUUAAGCUCUGAUUCAGCUUGAGAGAUAAAAUCAAUGUUCUAACAAAGAUCAUAAAAAAGAUUAAAUAAAAAAAAUGAUCUUUGAUUCUUAGUUUCUCUUUAGUAUGAUUUGAAUGUCAUAGAUUUUUUAUUGAACUUGUAUUGUAGUUCAUUACGUUAAGAUGACAUGUAAUUUGUCAUGUUUUGUAUUGUUUCAUUAAAUAGA